Messenger RNA from Parnassius apollo (apollo), 516 nucleotides. Lineage: Eukaryota; Metazoa; Arthropoda; Insecta; Lepidoptera; Papilionidae. The record is from the annotation of a GenBank genome assembly.
AUGGCGUUUGCUGGGACAAAUAUCAGUUUGUCCCAGCCGGAUAUCACGCGGAAACUAACGGAGCGCAUAGACGACCUGAAGCAAAAGAUUGCUGCUUGGGGGAAGCGGAUUCGCCGAUUUACCGAGAGGUCAAGGCGGUUCAACCAGAAUCGUCUCUUCCAGAGUGAUCAGAAGAGGCUCUACAAAUCAUUGGAGCGACCAGAGGUAUGUGGAGCGGGCCCAGGACCGGAUCAGGCUAACACUGUCGCAUUUUGGCGUGGCCUGUGGUCAGAGCCCGUAAACCACAGCGAGGGACCUUGGACGGAAGUUGUGGCGAGUCAGUGUGCGAGUAUUACGCCCAUGGACCCCGUCAUCAUAACGCCGGAUGACGUAGCUGAGGCGGUCCGUAGAGCCCCGAACUGGAAAAGUCCGGGACUCGACGGACUGCAUCACUACUGGCUGUCUGGGGUUCAUGGUGUGUCACGCUGUGCUCGCCCGUCGGUUUCAAGAGGCUCUCAACCAGAAGUCGCUCCCUAG